AUGCUCUACUACUGGGAUGAUCGAGAUGGUUCAGAUUUCUCUGGUUGGUGGUUUGGCCCGAAGGUUGGUGGAGACCAGGUUUGGGCUUAUCAGCCCGGAAAGGAUAAGACUCCGCCAGAGACGGGAUGGAAGGUGCCCUAUGACGGGUCAGUAGACGAGAACUUCAAGGUCGUCCGAAAGAAAGAGAAGAAGGAGAAGAAAGAGCUGAGGGAAGAAAAAGCUGCGGUUGCGUAUCCGGGCAUGUGGUAUGGAAUGCCUACGCCUGCGCUUCUAGAUCCACAUGCAGCAGAGCGUCAAAUGCAGGAGUAUGCCCGCUUGCAACAGGAAGAGACGAAGAGGAGGCUCGAAGAGGAGUUCCAGCGACAAAAGCGUGAAGAACAAAUGAGGCGUGAAGCAGAAAGAAAGCGAAAAGAGGAAGCACGAAAGAAGCAGGAAGAGAUCAGGAAAAAGAGAGAGGAGGAGAUGAAGAAGCAGAAAGAGCUGCAGGAGCAACGGAUCAAAGAAGGCAAAGCGGUCUUUUUGGUCCGAAAGGCCAUUCAGAAGUUGGAGGCUGCCACUCCGGAGACCAUGGAGGGUCUUCAGAAAGAAAUGGAGGAAUGUUUGCAGCUUCAUUUGGAGGACACUGGCAGCCAGAAGGGCCACAUGAAAAGUGAGUGCGACAAGUGCAUGGAAAAAACAACAAAAAGAAUAGAACUGCUAAACGAGGCCAAACGCAAAGCACAAGAGAAGAAGGAAGCAGAUGAAAAGAAACGUUUGGAGAUGGAGACCAGGGCCAAGGACCUGCUAUCAGAGCUAAGUGGACUUUUGGACAUGGCAGACAAAGGAGUUGAACAGCUUAGAGAGACUGCUGCGCCCAUGGAGACAAGCGAUGAGCAAAGCCUCCAUGAGGUGGAAGCUUGCUCGGAGGCUGUUGAAGCUGCUGGCGCUGACUGCAAAGCUUUGAUUAAGACCUGCAUGGACUUCUUGGUCAGCCAUGGCCCAGAAAUGAAGGAACCACCCAUCGUGGGCCUGUCUCCGGGUACGACUGAUCUGAAGCAGCGCAUGGCUCGCUGCCUUUCCCGCAUCAACGAGUGCACCAAGCUCAGCGACGCUGUUUUGACAGCAGUGCGUGCUGUAAAAGAUGCUGCUGCUCGCCGUGUGGUGGCUACAGCAAAAACUAGAAGCCUCGAGGAGCUUUUUGCAAAGUUUGAUGUAGAUCGCGACCAAAUGCUCUCCACAUCAGAGGUCCGCGCCUUUGCCAAGGAGUUGGGUGUGGAGAUCUCUCCUGAGGCCAUGAAGCAGAUCUGGAGAUCCAUGGUUGAUGAACAGGGAGGAGUGGCCUUCUCGAGAUUUCCCUUGCUCAAGAUGAAGUUGGGUGUGGAAAAAGAGUUGGUUCGAGACCGGCAACGGAAAGUCCUGCGUGAAGCCAGGGACAAGGUCAGAGCCACUCUGCGAGCUCAAUUGGAUACCAAGGUGGAAGUCGUGGAGCGCGAGGUGGAUGCCAUGAAGCAAGCUGUGGUGAAGGUCGAGGGGGCUCUCCCACCUCUCACUGAGCAGGAUCGCAACACACUUGCGGAAGCAGAUUUGUUCUCGAAGACCGAUGGUUGCAAAAGAUUGAUUCAGGACGCCAGGCAAGUGGCCCUUACAGUCCAAGAAAAGAUCAAAGCACUCCCAGGUGGUUUCGAAGAGAAACACUUGGAAGAUGUCAAGGACCUCUUAGUGCCCGACCUUCGAGUUUUGUCAAAGCAGAUGGGUCGCUUGGAUCUACGGCUGCAUCGGGUUGAACUUCUUUGCGACCGCUUCAACUCCGAGGUGGAACGGCGUCAGCAGGCGCACCUCUAUGGAGCGCGGCUCUUUGCAGUGAAGGUAGCAAGACUCUACGCAGCUCGCCGAGGCCGAAGCAUUCGCCAACUGUUCAGGGAGAUGGAUGCGAACGGGGAUGGUGAGAUUGACUCCAAGGAGUUCUCACUUUUCUUUAUGUCCAUUGACAGGGACAUUUUGGAAGAGGCUUCAGCUCCGCCCGAGCUUGGCAAAGCGAAGCUGCCGGUCAUGCCAGUGGAUUUCACGGAAGAUCUCCUUGCCCAGCUUUUCAAAACAGUGGCCGAUGGAGGAAGGCUUUCAGAGGAUGUUUUUUGCAGGAUCAUGCGGUCCUAUGGAAAGGUGGUAAAGGAGGGUGUCAUGACAAAGGAUUUGAAGGUGACUGGAGAGAAUGCGGUGAGAAAGCUAUGCGUCGAUGAGGUGCUCGAAGUUCUUGAGGGGCCAGUAGAAGAAGAGGAGUUGAAGGUGCCACGCGUCAAAGCUCGUUGCAUUUCCGAUGACUCAGAAGGCUGGCUGACAAUCCGAGGCAAUGAUGGAACCACUUUCCUUCAGGAUUGGCACGCGCUGUUCCGGAUCCUGCGGGAUGUGCCUCUCACAGCCAAUUUCGAGCGCCCUGCAGAUCCUUCGAGCCGUGUUUUGGACAUCGAGGGGGAGGAAACAAAAAUGGAAAACUCUGAACUCCCAGAAGGCCUUGACAAAGUUCCACGACAAGUGGGCUUGGUGGAGCCAGAAGUUGAACUUCCAGCCAAAGCUGCUGAAUCCGCUGCGGAAGCCGCUGCAAGCAUCAUAGAUGUGAAUGUCCAAACUGGUGAGGUGAGCCAAGUGAGCCAAGUGCCACUUGAGGAGAAGGUAAUGGACGAAGAUGGCGACGACAUCUUUGAUCCUGAAAGUCCCUUUGAGCCAGGAGACUUCGACUUCGAAGUCGAAGAGACAAACAUUGGCUACCAGCUUCUGCAGCACGUAGAUUCUCCAGAGCAUGAAGACCCAGACGAGGGUUUCCGGCGCUUGAGAGCUGGAGAAGUGGUGGAAGUGCUCGAGUGGCCAAACAAUCAUUUGGAGUCUGGUUUGACACGGAUGAAGGUCCUAGCUCUGGCUGAUGAUGCCAUGGGAUGGAUAACUCAAACCAAUGCCGACGGAGUUCUUUUCGCGGAACCACAUUCGUGA
Molecule: messenger RNA, 2961 nt
Organism: Durusdinium trenchii
Lineage: Eukaryota; Dinophyceae; Suessiales; Symbiodiniaceae
Source: the annotation of a GenBank genome assembly